Suncus etruscus (white-toothed pygmy shrew) is the source of this 429-nucleotide messenger RNA. It is a transcript of the gene ATOX1, whose product is annotated as antioxidant 1 copper chaperone. Bases 53 to 259 code for a protein of 68 amino acids. Gene Ontology annotation, cellular component: cytosol. The record is from RefSeq and is a predicted model, not a curated record. Gene Ontology annotation, biological process: copper ion transport. NCBI's taxonomy places the organism in Eukaryota, Metazoa, Chordata, Mammalia, Eulipotyphla, Soricidae. Gene Ontology annotation, molecular function: copper chaperone activity; metal ion binding. The transcript has 4 exons.
CCACGCAUUCCCGGAAGCAGCGCCCCAGAGCCCGGAGCUCAGAGUCGCCGUCAUGCCGAGACACGAGUUCUCCGUGGACAUGACCUGUGAGGGCUGCUCCAAUGCUGUCACGCGCGUGCUCAACAAGCUGGGAGGGGUGCAGUUUGACAUCGACCUGCCCAACAAAAAGGUGAGCAUUGACUCGGAGCAUGAUGUGGACAAACUACUGGAGACGCUGGGCAAGACCGGCAAAGCUGUGUCCUACCUGGGGCCCAAGUAGGGGCUGGCCUGUGCAAGAUGGACCCCUUCGACCCCGCAGGCAGGUCCCCGGCCUGUGCCCGCCCUCCUGCCAGUCCUCUGGACCUAGGGACCAGAAGACACUCUUCCUGCAGAGAUGCACCCUGCAUCCCCCUGGGCCCCCAACAAUAAAGUUCAACAGCCCUGUCCGGA